UGAUCCGAGCAGUCCUUGCGUCCCGGACGCCCGCUUCACUCUUGCCAUGGCUUCCUGGCUGACUCUGGUGUCAUUGCUGGUGCUGCUUCCGGGCGCUGCCUCCGCACCGCCCCGCGGAGCUGCCGGCGCUCAGGCCUGGGAGCCCGCAUCCCCCGAGCUGCUACGGCCCGCUCGCUUCGCCCUGGAGACAUACAACCGCGGCCGGGUCGCGGAGAUGCGGGCCGUGUUGGGAGCAGUGAGCGGUCGUGUCCGUCAAGCGGGCCGGGGGUCGCUGUACUCCCUGAAGGCGACGCUGCUGGAGCCGCCCUGCAACGAUCCCGUGAUGUGUCAGCUCCCUGUCUCUGAAAAAACCCUGCUCUGCACCUUUGAAGUCCUGGACGAGCUAGGAAAACACACGCUGCUGAGGCGGGACUGUGGCCCUGUGGCCACCAAGAUUGCAGAUGACAAAAACGGGACUUUUGGUUCAUUCUUUCCACUGUUGAACCCCCUGCCCCAGAACUUUUAUAUGAAAAUGGUUUCGCUCUUCAAGGACUUUAUCACCACCUAUAACCGGACAUAUGAGACAGAGGAGGAAGCCCAGCGGCGCAUGUCCAUCUUUAUCAAUAACAUGGUACAAGCUCAGAGGAUCCAGGCCCUGGACCGUGGCACAGCCCAGUAUGGAGUCACCAAGUUCAGUGAUCUCACAGAGGAGGAGUUCCGCACCAUCUACCUGAAUCCCCUCCUGAAGGAGGGGCUUGGCAAGGAGAUGCACCCAGCCAAGCCCGUGGACGACCCUGCCCCACCAGAGUGGGACUGGAGGAAUAAGGGGGCUGUCACCGAAGUCAAGAACCAGGGCAUGUGUGGCUCCUGCUGGGCCUUCUCAGUUACAGGCAACGUGGAGGGCCAGUGGUUCCUGAAGCAGGGGGACCUGCUCUCCCUCUCUGAGCAGGAGCUCGUGGACUGUGACACACUGGACAAGGCCUGCAUGGGCGGCCUGCCCUCCAACGCCUACUCAGCCAUAAAGACUCUGGGAGGGCUGGAAACAGAGGAUGAUUACAGUUACCACGGCCACUUGCAGACCUGCAGCUUCUCUGCGGAGAAGGUCAAGGUUUACAUCAAUGACUCAGUGGAGCUAAGCAAGGAUGAGCAGAAGCUGGCGGCCUGGCUGGCCAACAAGGGCCCCGUCUCCAUUGCCAUCAACGCCUUUGGCAUGCAGUUCUACCGCCGUGGGAUCUCCCGUCCACUGAGGCUUCUCUGCAGCCCUUGGUUCAUUGACCAUGCUGUGCUGCUCGUGGGCUAUGGCAACCGCUCUGAUGUUCCCUUCUGGGCCAUCAAGAACAGCUGGGGCACUGACUGGGGUGAGGAGGGUUACUACUACUUGCAUCGUGGGUCCGGGGCCUGUGGUGUCAACGUCAUGGCCAGCUCGGCAGUGGUGAACUGAGGAGCAUCAGCUCAGGACCUGCUGCUGACCAGGAUAGCCCCUCCCCCAGACUGAGCUGCAUGUCUGGGCCCCUCUCCAGGAGACACAGCUGGCUGAGGGAUGGGUGCCGGGUACCUCAAGGUGGGCAAAGGGCACAGGGCUAGGGGUGUAGCCCCUCCCCCCGACUCCCACUCUGAGGUUCCUCAGCUGCACCGUUGUUGAGUUGCAGUAGCUGGGAAAGUCUUGGGGUGAAGGAUGACGUCUUGGUAGCUGAAGCUGGCGUGGGACCCUGGGCUCAGGGAAGGACAGGUGGGAAGCAGAUGUGGUGGUGUUCAAUCCAGCAUGUCCUCUCAGCAGGCUCUGGCUUCCUGCCCGGGCCUUCUUCUGUCCGCUGCUAUAAAUUCUGGUCCCCCUGGAUUUGGGGACAGUGUUCCCUUCCACGUCUAGACAGACUGCUGUAACUACCCUCUAAGAGCAAUAAAGAGGUGACCUGAGCUCCAGUGUGGUGUGGA
This is a messenger RNA of Pteronotus mesoamericanus, 1911 nucleotides long. It is a transcript of the gene CTSF, whose product is annotated as cathepsin F. The coding region runs from base 47 to 1420 and encodes 457 amino acids. Gene Ontology annotation, molecular function: cysteine-type endopeptidase activity. Lineage: Eukaryota; Metazoa; Chordata; Mammalia; Chiroptera; Mormoopidae. The record is from RefSeq and is a predicted model, not a curated record. The transcript is spliced from 14 exons. Gene Ontology annotation, cellular component: lysosome.